UCCUGGGUGCGGCGUGGCUGUGCGUGGUGGCCUGCUGGCCUGCUAGCUAGAAUGUGAUUUCAUAUUGGACAAGAAGCAGUAACUGAACAUCUGCCGGCUGACUUGUUUUAGAAUCCCCAAGAGCCAUGUGGCUAAGGAACCAUCAUUUCUCUGAAGUCGAGGGUGUACAUUGCUGCUCAGGUUAAAGUUGGACCACAAGAGCUCUGACUGCCUGGCUGGCCAGGAGGACAGCUGUGCUGUGCCAGUGAAGUUACUGUCUGGAGGCUGCACCACUUGAGACUGGAGAGUGAGAGCCCUGGGAGAUGACUGUGCCAUGUGGCUCACCCUGUGAGCAGCCCCAUGGGCCCAGGGAUUCCUGAGGGUUCCCAGGCAAAGGAACCAUGAUGUCUGGUGGAGACCAGGAGCCAGGUCACUAUUAUGUGGGCAUCGAUGUUGGAACAGGUAGUGUGCGUGCAGCCCUGGUAGACCAGAGAGGAAUACUUCUGGCUUUUGCAGAACGGCCAAUUAAGAAGUGGGAGCCACAAUUCAACCACCAUGAGCAGUCCUCAGAGGACAUCUGGGCAGCGUGUUGCCAUGUCACAAAGAAAAUUGUUCAAGGAAUUGAUGUACACCGAAUCCGAGGACUUGGGUUUGAUGCCACGUGUUCUUUGGUUGUCUUGGACAAACAGUUUCAUCCUUUACCAGUAAACCAUGAAGGGGAUUCCUAUCGAAACAUUAUCAUGUGGCUGGACCAUCGAGCAGUCAGCCAGGUUCACAGGAUCAACAAGACCAAGCAUGAUGUCCUUCAGUAUGUAGGUGGUGUGAUGUCUGUGGAGAUGCAGGCCCCAAAGCUCCUCUGGCUGAAGGAGAACUUGAGAGAGACUUGCUGGGACAAGGCGGGACAUUUCUUUGAUCUCCCAGACUUCUUAUCAUGGAAGGCAACAGGUGUCACAGCACGGUCUCUCUGCUCACUGGUGUGCAAAUGGACAUACUCAGCAGAGAAAGGUUGGGAUGACAGCUUCUGGAAGAUGAUUGGUUUGGAAGAUCUCAUUGGUGAUAAUUACAGCAAAAUAGGAAAUCUCGUGCUGCCUCCUGGAACUUCUCUUGGAAGUGGGCUCACACCAGAGGCAGCCAAAGAGCUGGGUCUUCCCCCGGGCAUUGCUGUGGCAGCCUCACUCAUUGACGCCCAUGCAGGAGGACUAGGAGUAAUUGGAGCAGAUGUGAGAGGUUAUGGUCUCGUCUGUGAGGAACAGCCAGUGACAUCACGGCUAGCUGUCAUCUGUGGAACAUCAUCUUGUCACAUGGGGAUCAGCAAAGAUCCAAUUUUUGUGCCAGGCGUUUGGGGACCUUAUUUCUCAGCCAUGGUUCCUGGCUUCUGGCUGAAUGAAGGUGGUCAGAGUGUGACUGGAAAAUUGAUAGACCAUAUGGUGCAGAGCCAUGCUGCUUUUCCUGAACUACAAGCCAAGGCCACAGCCAGAUGCCAGAGUAUAUAUGCAUAUUUGAACAGUCACCUGGAUCUGAUUAAGAAGGCUCAGCCUGUGGGUUUCCUCACUGUUGAUUUACAUGUUUGGCCAGAUUUCCAUGGCAACCGAUCUCCCUUAGCAGAUCUGACUCUAAAGGGCAUGGUCACUGGAUUGACACUGUCUCAGGGCCUUGAUGAUCUUGCCAUCCUCUACCUCGCCACUGUUCAAGCCAUUGCUUUUGGGACUCGUUUCAUCAUUGAGGCCAUGCAGACAGCAGGGCACUCUCUCAGUACCCUCUUCUUAUGUGGAGGCCUAAGCAAGAACCCCCUUUUUGUGCAGAUGCAUGCUGACAUUACUGGCAUGCCUGUGGUCCUGUCACAAGAGGUGGAGUCUGUCCUCGUGGGUGCUGCUGUUCUGGGUGCCUGUGCCUCUGGGGACUUCACAUCUGUGCAGGAGGCAAUGGCGAGAAUGAGCAAAGUGGGGAAAGUUGUGUUUCCAAGACGUGAGGAUAAAAAAAUAUCCCGUAAAUAUCUCUACGUGAAGAUGAGGAAGUUUCUGCACAAACGGGUUAUGUAUCAUAUCCAAGUUUACACAGAUAUUAUGACAAGAAGUAUCAAGUAUUUCUGAAGAUGGUGGAACACCAGAAGGAGUAUUCGGCAAUCAUGAAUGGAAACUGAACAGCGUUUGUGGGUGCCAAUCCAGAAAGACUCUGUGCCAUUUGUUAGGCGUCCCUGCAUUUCCAUCUUAUAUUCAAUGCCCUUUAGGUAUUAUGUUGGCAUACCUGUCUCAUCUUCUAAUAAAAAUUUUGGCAUGCACAAGCAUAA
This is a messenger RNA of Cricetulus griseus (Chinese hamster), 2266 nucleotides long. The record is from RefSeq and is a predicted model, not a curated record. NCBI's taxonomy places the organism in Eukaryota, Metazoa, Chordata, Mammalia, Rodentia, Cricetidae.